Blepharisma stoltei is the source of this 2575-nucleotide messenger RNA. The record is from the annotation of a GenBank genome assembly. Lineage: Eukaryota; Ciliophora; Heterotrichea; Heterotrichida; Blepharismidae.
AUGCUGGCAAAAGUGGAAAUUGAUCCUAAUUACAAAGUAAACUUAAUGUAGGGCCCGAGGAAAGUAGAAAGCUUUUUGCAAAAACUCAAAGGCCAGAACGCAAAAGGCAGGAUCUUUUCAAAAUUCACCAAGAGAUGGUUUGUUUUAGAUUUAAAUUUAGGCACGUUUUCUUAUUCGCGAAAGCAAGGUUCUCCCAAGACAGAAGUCAGCCACUCAAUCUCUGAUAUAAUAUCAGUUGUGCCAAAUCCCAGAGUUUCUUUUCCUUACUUAGAUUAUUAUAGAGUAGCUCUUAGCCAGCCAUGCCGGCUUUCACGUCCUUGCUUCGCUUCACCUUCUUGCUUACCAAUCUGAUUGCACGGCCUGAAGGUAUGGCUUACUCCUCUCGAACGAGAGCAACCCAAAAGUAAAGACGCUGGACCACCUUGGUGCAUACCAGCAAAAUUGCCCUUUCGGAAAUUCGAAAAAGCGAAUUUUCUGAUCAGACUAUCGACCUAGAUGAAACUUAUAGCUCAGGGCACACUCCUAGGAAAUUACCCGAUUAUCCAAGCAAACGCCCUACCCAGAGUUACUCAAAUUUGUGAAUGAAAAUUUGCCUUUAAUGUUGAAACUAGAAUGAGAAUGUACGUGCUGUAUUCAGAAUCAGUAAACAUGCACAACCUAUGAUGCGUAGCUUUACAAGCUGUUCUUAGGCCUUUAGAUAGGCCUAGAGGACCUAUUGACUCUGAUGUUCCUCAUAAUAUAAGAGAUGCUGAUCAUAUAUAUCCAGAUCCACAAAACCCAUCUGGAUAUCAAGAUGAUAAGUAUUAUCCCAAUCCUCAGCAAACCAAUACUUAUGAUCAAAGAUUGCCAAAUCAAGAUAGAGGGACUUAUCAAGAGCCAAGGACUAGUACUAAGCCAAUGACAAAAGGAGGUUACAAUGUAUUGGAAGAAUUUCCUUCACAUCCUGAUGAUGUUGAUUUCCAGCCAAAAGAAAGCGAUUUCAGGACUUUGCCGCCUCCUCGACAAGUGAGAGAUGAAGAGCUUUAUAGAGAUAAUUAUAGUGACCCUAAAAGACUACAAGGAAAUAGUGAUUAUAAAGAGACAAAUUAUAGGGAGCCUGAUCCGUAUAGAAGAGAAGAAGAAGUGCAGGCUUUUAAGAGUAGUACUGACAUUCGUGAAGAUCCGAACCAAAUCAGAAGAGAAAUUAAAUUAAGAUUCUUAAGGUCUUCCAGAUUUGAUGUCUCCGCACGAAAGGACCUUUGCUUGCCAUCACGAUUACCCAAGCCCUAUAAAUAGCAGUCUUCUCCUAGGACUAAGGGCUUGCACUACCUAUGCGUCGUCGGUAAGGACGUAUUUGUAGCCAUCACUAUAUAAAUUAUAGAAGAGAAAGAAUAGGCGAAGUUCCUAGUUCUGGUAGCAGUUACAAUUUAAGACAAGGCCAAGAAUACUACCAACCUCCAAAAGAUAAUUAUAGGCAACCGUCUCCUAUUGAAACUAAUCAAUAUGCAAACCCAAGAAAAUCUAACCAAAAUCAAUGGGGAGAACCAUCAUCAACUUAUAAUCAGCCCAAGUAUACUGCAGACUAUCAAAAUGAAGCCUCUGGUUACAGAGACCCUUAUGGCUCAAAACCAUCUGGUGAGCCUGUAAGCAAUUUUGAUAGAUCUAGGGGUCAAACAAGCUACAAUCGAGAAGAAGGGUAUGGAUAUCAAGAGCCGCAACGUAAAGAAAUUCCACGGUAUGAGCAACGAUCGCAGUUUCAGACUGAGCCUCGUAACCCUGCAUAUAACCCACUUAAAAGGGAUGAUCCUUAUUCUGGAUCUAGAGGCUACCAAGAUUCAUCGAGUCGAUAUCAAAAUGAAGAAAGUUAUCCUCCACAAGCCCAAGCAAGAGCUAGUCCUUAUACUCAAUCGUAUGCCUCUGAAGAAUAUCAAAAUUUACACAGAGUCCAUUUAGCUAUAUUAACUGUUUAUAUUAAACAAUUUCAUUUUUUUGCUUAAUUUAAGAAGUCAAUCUAUAUAUAUACAUAAAAAUGGUGACAAUAGACCACCCCGAGCUCCUGAACCUUUUUCUUCAAUGCCUGUAUGCAAAGACCCAGUGCAAAGGGAAGGGCAGAAAGAGGCCGGUAAUCAUUUAUGUAUGUCGAGCUAGAUUCUCCUUGAGCUCUAGGAAGCUAAUUUCUGAGACUUGGGGUCUCCUCCAAGACCAUCCGUGGAAAGGGCAGGCCAGCAAAAGCCCUGAGAGGAUGAUAAGUCCCUCGAAAAAGGUUCCAAGAUGGUGUGCAUGAAUCCUUUGCCCGAGACAGCGAGUGGAGUAUCUCCUUGAUCCCGCUGAGAAUGUAGAGUAUGCAGGGGUGCUAAUCCCCAGCCCUGCUAGGACGAACGCGUAUAGCUAACUAGCUAAGAAGUCAAUCUUCUCAUAUAGAAUGGAUACAAUUCACACAUCAUUAUACCCGUCAAAAUCCCAAAACCCAUGGGGUGGCCAACAAGAUUCCUGGAGCCAACCACCAGUACAAAAGCCUCAAAAAUACCAAGAAGCACCCUCUCAAGGCUUGAACCCACAAGGAGUUGAUAGAAACUGGGACAGUUGGGAUAAUUAA